Messenger RNA from Kwoniella shivajii, 1758 nucleotides. RefSeq lists its product as uncharacterized. Gene Ontology annotation, cellular component: actin cortical patch. The record is from RefSeq and is a predicted model, not a curated record. Lineage: Eukaryota; Fungi; Basidiomycota; Tremellomycetes; Tremellales; Cryptococcaceae. Gene Ontology annotation, biological process: actin filament organization; actin cortical patch localization; endocytosis. The transcript has 9 exons. Gene Ontology annotation, molecular function: ubiquitin binding; phosphatidylinositol binding. Bases 1 to 1758 code for a protein of 585 amino acids.
AUGUCGCAAGCAGGAUACUAUAUCAAAACUGCCAAAUCAAUCUUCUCUUCUCUCGAAGAAGGGAAACCUCAUUCAUCAAUCACAGAUUGGGUAGAAGUGUUAUCUUCCGAUCGAUAUGACGAAUUGAGUUUGGAUGGUAUACCAGAAUUAGUUGAAAGUGUCAAUAUACAAAGCUAUCAAGGUACCACCGAAGCAGCAAGAGCGAUAAGGAAGAAACUCAAGUAUGGAAAUGUGCAUAGACAAUUACGAGCUUUGGUCAUCUUGAGAGCAUUGACCGAGAAUGCAGGAAAAGGAUUCCAAUUGGGUUGGGCAAAUCAACAGUUGAUGGAAAGACUUAGAGAGAUGGCCAAUGACUCACUUCUCGAUCCAAAGGUCAAGAAGAGAUUGAUUCUGGUCUUCCAUGCUUGGUCAAUUCACUAUAAAGACGAACCUAGAAUGCAAGAAGUCGCCAAGCUCUAUGCUAAAUACGGUGGAGCAGGACCGGGUGUCAAGAAGCCCACUCCUAUGCCAUCUGCACCAGCUAAACAAACCUCUGUAUCAUCAACAUCAUCCCAUACUUCAAAUGCUGGUAACCGAGGCGGAUUUGAUGAUGAUCUUUUCACUCACGAUUGGGCACCUUCCAAAGGAUCAAGAGGUCCAGACACUUAUACCGAUUUAGCAGCUGCGAAAGCCGAUGCAGAUGCUCGAAAACGUGAGAGGGAAUCAAGGAUUCUGAUCGAGCAGAGAGAAGCUGAAUUAGAAAGGAGAGAAAGAGAAUUGAAGAGGAAACAAGAUAUGGCGAGUUUAGAAGCUAGAAGACAGAAAGAAGCCUUGGAAGAAGCUGAACGUAGAAGACAAGCUAAAGAAGAUGCUAAAAAAAGAGGUAAUCAACCUAAAAGACCUCCAUUUGAUUUCCAAAAAGAAAAACCUCAAAUCAUGGUUUCAAUCGCAAAUGCCAUUCAAUGUGCGAAUAAUUUAGUCAAUUCUUGUAGAUUGAUCGAUCGCUCGGUCGAAAGCGUGCUCGAUUCUCCAAAGGUUCAGGAUAAUCUGGAUAAAGCUAAAGCAGCUAGAAGGAGUAUCAUUAGAUAUAUCCAACUUGUCACAGACGAAUCCUUCGUUGGAACUUUGCUUGAAGCGAACGAGAAGAUCGUAGAAUCCAUCCAAUUGUACGAUAGAUUAUCCAAACCUGCAGUACUCGAUUCCGAUUCCGAAGAAGAGAACGAGAACAAAGAGACAGAAGCAUUGGCUAAGAGACUUGCCGCUCAAAAAUUGGAAGCACAACGAACGGGUGAAAUUGAUCAACUUCGAGAUAAACAAAGAAAAGAAUCUGCCAGAAGACAAUUCAAGAGACAACAAUCUGCACAAAAGCAACAACUUCCUACUAGACAAAGUAGUGGUCAUCCUGAUCUAGCAGAUUUGGAUUUCGGUAGUAUCUCUUCUUCAAAAGAUAAAGGUAGAGGAUUACCUCAACCUAUGAGACCUGAUAGUGACGAUGAUUCCCUCGGACAAGGAACUCUCUCCGAUUUCUCUUCAUAUGAUUCUUCAGAUGAAGAAUGGCAAGCCUCUCAUAGAGUAAAAUCUCGUCGACAAUCUCAUGCCAAACCUGCUCCUCCCGCAGCGAAGUCUCACCGCGAACAGUACGCAUCGUUGGAGGACGAUUAUCCUCAAGGCCGAAAGAGUCUUUUGGAUCCGAAUGAUCCUUUCGGGGAUCCAUUCGCUGAUGAAGGCGACGAAACCCCCAUUCAGGAGAACAGGCGAAUGCAAUGGGCGGAAAUCUAA